This is a messenger RNA of Halichondria panicea, 2411 nucleotides long. Its product is annotated as BRCA1-associated RING domain protein 1-like. The record is from RefSeq and is a predicted model, not a curated record. Gene Ontology annotation, biological process: protein K6-linked ubiquitination. The transcript has 12 exons. Gene Ontology annotation, cellular component: BRCA1-A complex; BRCA1-BARD1 complex. NCBI's taxonomy places the organism in Eukaryota, Metazoa, Porifera, Demospongiae, Suberitida, Halichondriidae. Gene Ontology annotation, molecular function: ubiquitin-protein transferase activity; protein binding. The coding region runs from base 223 to 2295 and encodes 690 amino acids.
GAGUUCACAUAAUUAUGAAUGGUCGAGCCACGCCCAACUAAAUUGACCUGCUCAAACAAUUUUGGCGCUACUCAAACCUCUACUAUCUAUGCUCAAACUCAUAGACAGACUCUGACUCAUAGAUAUAUCUACUGAAGUACAGUACUAGUGCAGUAUAGUAUAGUAUAAUACUAGUAGAGAUCUAGUCUAUGAGGGGAUCCUGCUACACUUAUAAAACGCAAUAUGGCACAACUGGUCAAUGGUGGAUGUUGGAUGCAAUGUCAGAAAGCUGUAGUCAAGCUUGAGCAUCUUCUGACAUGUUUCGUAUGUGACAAGGUAAUGGAUGAUCCACACACCCUAGGAGGCUGUGAUCAUCACUUCUGCAGGUUAUGUAUCAGCCAUGCCAUGCAAGAGACCAUGAACUGUCCUGUGUGCGGUCUUCCUGUCUGGAUCAGAGACCUCAAAACCAACAGGCAAAUAGAAAACCUGAUUAAGCUUGUAUCCGAUAUCAGAGAUCUACUGUCACAAUCUUGUAACUUCUCUAAACCGAGUACGUACGGCAGUGCCAAAAUGACCAGUGAGCCAGCGACCAUUUCCAACACUUCUAUAGCCAGCAUUAACAAUGAAAGAAGGAAUUAUGAUGAUGGAGUCUUCAAGAAACCUCGCCUUUUUCGAAAGCGAGCAAUAGGCUACCACACACAUGUACAUGUACCAUGUCCUGUUACCAACCUUGAGCGAACCGAAAGACCAUUCCUCGAUUCAAAUUUUUCUCACUGUCCCUCGAUACAAUCUCCUUUACUGUCCGUUCAAAAAUCAUGUGAUUCAUUAACCACAACUAUUGACUCUACCAGAAGCAAUAUAGAUACUAUUGUCCAUAAACGUAGGCACAGUGUCUUCAGAUCAUAUGAUAAACCAUCCCGACCUCGAAAGCGACCCUCAUUUGUCCUUGAUGAAGUUGCUGAUUCUAUAUCAUCAAAUGGUGAAUUUCCGUUCUCCCCAAUGGUCACAAAGACGAGAAACUAUUCAAAGCUAGACAAAUCUGCCAAGCUGCACCGACUACAACAAGCUGGCUAUGGGAGUAACGCUGUCACAAAAAGUAACUCCAAGCAGUUAUCACACUAUUUAGAUGAGAGCAAGAAAGAGAACAAAACCUCCCCAGCCCGGCUCACUUCACAGCAAGCCAAAACAAUGCGUCGGAACAUAAGAGGGGAAACGCCACUACACAUUGCGUCCAUAAAGGGUGAUGCCGAUGAAGUGAUCUCUCUGCUGAAGCAAGGAGCAGAUCCCAAUGUUAAAGAUAACGCUGGGUGGACCUCAUUGCAUGAGGCGUGCAACCAUGGUCACACUGCUGUUGUCACAGUUUUGCUGAACAACAAUGCCCUGAUCAAUGUACCAGGAUUUGACAAUGACACACCCCUUCAUGAUGCCGUGGCCAAUGGACACGUUGACAUUGCCAGAUUGUUGCUGAGGAGAGGAGCCAUCCUCAAUAUCAAAAACCGUCAAGGUUUAAUUGCCUUGGACUUCGCCUGUUCUGAUGAGAUGAAAAAAGUGUUUUCUCAACAUUCUGCAUCGUCUAGUGUUCAGAUUUCCCCGAACGCCAUCGUCAGUCCACAUACCUCACCAGAGCAAAGUGGUGGUUCAAACCAAGUGGUGAUAUUGUGCACAGGGCUCAAAUUAUAUCAGAAAAACCGAGUGGAGGAACUUGCAAGUCUUCUGGGAGUUAGGGUGGUUAAUUCUUUUUCAACUAAUGUGUCCCACAUCGUGACAAAUUGCAACUCGUCCAAGUGCUGCUCUCGAACACUAAAGUUCCUUUGUGGAGUUGCAAAAGGAAAAUGGAUAGUCAGCUUCCAAUGGGUAACGGAUUCUCUCGAAGCAAAAAGUUGGACAAAUGAAAUAAACUAUGAGAUAAAGGGUGUUACUGUGGGAGAUUCCAAUCUAGUUAGUGAUGCUCCAAAGAAAGGAAGAGAGAAUGCGAUAAUGAAGCUCCCUGGGUUGUUUGACGGAUGUGAGAUCUUUCUGAGUGGACUCUUUGCUCCACCUCAAGCAUCCAAAGAUGAGCUUGGCAAACUGAUUAAACUUGCUGAUGGACAGCUACUUGCAAGGGAGCCCAUAUAUUUGCCACAUACAACCCACCCCUAUCAUAUGAAGCAAGGCUCCAAGUCUAAGCCAUGCUCUACUUUUGUAGUCUGUGAUCCUUUUUGUGAGCAAAGGGACAAGUAUGUGGUUUCUAGUAGACGAACGAACGUCAAAAUAGUUCCUGCUUCAUGGCUUUUGGAUUGUCUAUCAUGCUUUGAAAUAAUUCCUUGUCAGCAAUAAUUUCAUACUGUACAUGUGCACAGUUACUAAGUUUUUAGAUUUUUUAUGUUUAAUAUUACAUUGUUUACUCCGCGGCCACAAAUAAAAGCCAUUUUCUGUGUUUCAGACAUUUUAAA